AUGCUUUCCAAGAUCUUCUUCGGCCUGGCUGCCGUCUCGGCAGUCAUGGCUUCGCCAAUUGUGCCAGACAUUGAUUUCACCCCGGACACCCUGCAGGAGGCUCAAGACCUCCUCAAGUUCCUCCAAGACGUUGAUGCACAGAGGACUUCGCUCAACCAGACUGAGUGGGAGGAACUCCUCACUUCCAAUGGAAUCCUCCUGAGCCCACCACCGAUUGACCACGACUUCCUCAACUUCACUGCCGACGUCGAUGUCGAUGUCGACGUCAGCGUCGACAAGCGUCAGAGCUGCAAAAACACGCAGUCGACCAAGAUCACCAAGGUGGAGACAUUCCUCGACUGGGACAUCCAGAUGUCCAACGUGGUCUGCGCACGAAGCUCCGACUUUGUGAUUGACGUGUCCGCGGGAUGGAGUGUUGCCAACUCCAUCACCGUCUCGGGUAGCAUUACCCCAUACUUUGCAUCCAGCUUCCUGUAUGGAUCUGUGGGUGUCGACUUCGGCAAGACGUGGACAUCCAGUGCAUCGAACCUCAACCGUGCCACCAUUCUCGCCGGCAACUGCGGAGCCAUGAUUCUCCGACCAACGACCACUCGCCGCUACGGAGAGCAACGAUCAGGAUGUGUUGGAUCGACCAAGGUGAUUGGAACCUUCAUGGCUGAUGACCGUUUGUCUGCCCAGUUCAACGGUGUAAAAUGGACCGGAGGUGCUGUCUCCGAUUGCCAGAAGAAGCAGGCCAGCCCGCCAAUGAGCCGAUGCAACGGCGGUGGCAACUUCAUCUAA
Sphaerulina musiva SO2202 is the source of this 780-nucleotide messenger RNA. RefSeq lists its product as uncharacterized. The coding region runs from base 1 to 780 and encodes 259 amino acids. The record is from RefSeq and is a predicted model, not a curated record. NCBI's taxonomy places the organism in Eukaryota, Fungi, Ascomycota, Dothideomycetes, Mycosphaerellales, Mycosphaerellaceae. The transcript is spliced from 2 exons.